Molecule: messenger RNA, 3105 nt
Organism: Eremomyces bilateralis CBS 781.70
Lineage: Eukaryota; Fungi; Ascomycota; Dothideomycetes; Eremomycetales; Eremomycetaceae
Product: para-aminobenzoate synthase
Exons: 1
Coding region: 486-2897 (803 amino acids)
Biological process (GO): L-tryptophan biosynthetic process
Source: RefSeq, a predicted model, not a curated record
GUACUAUUAACAUUCUUAGAUCCGAUGGAGAUCGACAGACCAUAUCAGAUACUCCGUGCAAUGAUGGAGAUCGGAUGCAUCUGGCGAUGGCGUGUAGCUGAGUGAGUUGACAGGGAUCCGAAUUUUAUUUCCUUUUUCGCUGACCGACCCGGAACUUCACGAUCUAAUUUUUGGACUGCUAACUGGCCAAUGUUUUCAUGGACCAGUUCUACGCACAACCACAUCGCAAAUGGCCUCAGGCGUUUCAUCGAGAAUGGACGAUAAGCAUUCAUACAGGCGGGCUGGGAAUCCAUAAGAGUCAUCAAACAUGAUUGAGAUACUAUUACUUACCUCUUCACUCUUGAUCAACCGCCACGGAGGGUCGACAUUCGCCACAUAGUUUUGUCCCUUGGUUUCUUCGCUUUUGAUAUAUCUGUUCGACGAAUCCAUUCAUUCCUCCUGAUUUUCAUAUUGUUCCUUACCGUCUAUCGUUUGAUAGUGCGAAGAUGGCCGACUCCCCCAAACUUCUGUUCAUUGACUCGUACGACUCAUUCAGUCAGAACAUCGUUGCUCUUCUUUCUGACUCGAUACAAGCCGACAUCGAGAUCAUUCAAAAUGACGACGAGAGGUUUAUUACGGAGCACGGAAGCAUCAGGCAUGACCAUUUCCGCAUAUUCCUUCAAUCGUUCGACGCAAUAGUCGCUGGACCGGGACCAGGAAAUCCGACCAAAUCGGCCGAUGUUGGUCUAAUCACCGCACUUUGGGAUCUCCCACAUCAGUCGCUACUCCCUGUACUCGGAAUUUGUCUUGGGUUUCAAUCGCUGGGGUUUCAUUUUGGUGCCAACGUGCGCCGGCUUACGCACCCUCGCCAUGGAAUCAUCCAGAACGUCGCCCACACCAAAGAGGACAUAUUCAAGGGCGUCGAGAACGUCCAGGCAACCCAAUAUCAUUCACUACACGUCGAUCUUGGAUGUACCAAUUCCACAUGGAUACCAUUGGAGACAUGUCCAUCCUUACUCCCCCUAGCUUGGAUCCUGGACGACGCCGAAAACGGAGCGAUUUUGAUGGCCCUGAAACACAUGAAGAAGCCAUUUUGGGGAGUUCAGUAUCAUCCCGAGUCGAUCUGUACAAACCCAGAAGGUGGCAAGAUCAUUUCAAACUGGUGGUGGGAAGCUAAAGCUUGGAACGAGUCGAAUAGAAGACGACGGAUCGACUCUCCGAUGUCGUUUUCACCUCUGGAGCAGCCUGCACCGGACAUUCCGGAUGACCUGGGAGAAGGGAGUUUACUAUUACCACUGUCUAUUCCGGUCAAUGGCAAACCUUCAACCUUCCAUAUCUCUUCGAGUGCAUACUCGAAGAGUCUCGACCAGUGCGGUUGGACCGUACAAACAGCCUGCCAGGCGCUCGAGGCUUCCGACCGCGAGCUGAUAGUGCUCGAAUCCUCCAACACAAAGGUUCUGACCGGUAAAUACUCCAUCAUUGGGCUAAUCCUGGAUGACACGAUCCGCAUCCAUUACUUUGCAGCCUCCCACAUGCUCCAGAUUCGAGAUGGCCAGGACCACACCAUCUUCGAAUGUGUGGUCGACGAUGCUUGGGCGUACUUCCGCGAAUUCAUGAAAAACAUCCAGGUGUCCAUUGUAGAUGCCGGCGCUGUUCCUUUUAGUGGGGGGUUGAUGGGGUUUAUCUCGUAUGAGGCGGGGUUAGAUACGAUUGGGAUCACCCCUUCGAGUUCCCCUGAUGGUCAGCCGCCCUCGGACAUCGCUUUUGCGUUUGUGACGAGGAGCGUUGUGUUCGAUCACACCCAGAAAAGAAUUGUCGUGCAGAGCAUUGGCGCGGAGGAUGAAGACUGGGUGCGCAAGACUUCUGCUCUGCUCAGCAGUAUGGAUUCAGACACGGCUUCCCCUUCUUUUAUGACCCCAGCCCCGACAGUUUCCGUGCAAUACUCCCCCGACCCGAAAGAGUAUUGCGAUAAGGUUAAAAGCUGCCAAGAAGAGAUUCGGGCCGGCAAUUCAUACGAGCUGUGCCUGACAGAUCGGCAGAUCUUGGAGUUCGAUGGCUCUUGUUCAAAUGACAAUCUGCCGUGGACUCUUUACAAGCAAGGGGCCUUCCACAACCCAGCGCCGUUCUCAGCAUACAUUCGUCUCGGACCCCUAGACAGAGGGUUCAACAUCCUCAGUUUCAGCCCGGAGAAGUUCCUGUCUUGGAACAGGGAAGGGACAUGCGAGAUGCGGCCUAUUAAGGGCACAUUGAAGAAGACUACAAGCGACGGGCGAAGGUUGACAUGCGCCGAUGCCGAGGACUUUUUCCAGUCACCUAAGGAGCGAGCGGAGAAUCUAAUGAUCGUCGAUCUUAUCCGUCAUGAUCUACACGGCGCUCUCGGCGCUGGCAACGUGGAAGUGACUAAGCUCAUGGGUGUUGAAGAGUACGAGACGGUCUACCAGCUCGUGUCAGUCAUUGAAGGCAAAUUCAAGCAGCGUACAAUGAUGGCUGAAGCUGUCUCGAGCUCUCCAACGGACACCCGACCGCUACUGGCCAUUCCAUCGAGGCGACUCCGCGAAGAAAGUCUCCAGCCUCGAACCCAACGUGCUGCGUCCGGCGUCGAUGUGCUCGCCUGCUCACUCCCCCCCGGGUCCAUGACUGGCGCACCCAAGAAGCGCUCCUGUGAACUUCUGCAGUCAAUCGAAGGGAACCAGCCUCGCGGAAUCUACUCCGGGGUGCUCGGAUACAUGGACGUUGGUGGUGGAGGGGCGUUCUCGGUCGUUAUUCGGAGUGCGUAUCGCUGGGAUGGUGAUGCCGCAAGAUGGCACAUCGGAGCCGGAGGCGCGGUGACAACAUUGAGCGGUCCCGAGGACGAGUACGCGGAAAUGGUCGCGAAGAGGGAAGCAGCGUUGUUGAUGUUCAAGGCGAUCAAGCGGUGAGCUGGAAGUGACUUGAGGAUGUUAUGAUUGGGGCUAUGUACGAUACUGGCAUGGAGCAAGGAGUUAUGUCUGGCGUGGAUAUUGGAGUUGGUCCGAAGGUCUCCACACAUUCAACAGUUGAUAUUGGGUGGAAACCAUGAUAAAAUACGGCUUCAACGCUACAAGAUGUAAAUAUAUAUAUGCAUCAAGGAGAUUCCAUUCCUCUCAU